AACAACGCGUUUGUGCUGCUAUAGAGUGAAUACAGCUAUUAGUAAUUCAUGUGAAAAUGGUUUUUGUGUCAUUCUGAUAAGGACGAAAGUAGCAAGAACGAUUUUGACAUUUGACAGUCUCGGACUACGUGCGCAAUGGUACCGUCGUUUGGGUAGCAGGAAUGCCCCCCUCUGUUGAUUAAAAUUUGAAACAUUAUUAUAUGCUUCUAUCUAAACAAGGUCAACAGUUUUCAUCAACUCUACAACGAAAAUAAUUAAGAAUCAGUGUAUAUUAUGCCUUUAUCUUUAAAGAAAGUGCUUUUUGUCCGUUAUUAUCUAAGAUACAUGCGCGAGUGUCCGCGAAAAUGAUCUGUACUUUGUUUUUCGCAAUCACAUCGUUACAUGAACAUGGAUGACCUAAAAUGCGAAUACAUGAAGAAGAAAAGAUGCUUUGGACUGUCGCAAGUAACGUUAUCAACGGCAAUUAUAAUGUCCUGUGUAUCGACUAUCAUCAAUCGAAAACAUAUCUUCGCAUAACGAUCGUUGAAUUUUCGAUGUACAAAAGUGAAAAUGUGAUGUGUCAAACUGAUUGUUUACGUCGCGGCGCACAGGUGAGCGUGUGCGGUUUGUAGUAGUGGCACGCAGGGCGGCGAGGCUGCCGCGGCCAGGGGCCAGGUGCGCGGGCAUGGCGGGUCGGGAGAGCCCCGCCAACGGCGGGUACGAGGCGGCGGAGCCCGCGCUCCGCGUACGCAAGGACCUGUUCCCGGAAGUGCGCCUGCCCAAGCCGGGCGACGUCGCCGCCGACGUGGACGCUGACGCGGACGACUCGCAGCAGGACCUGCUUGAGGAGAGCAUCUCGUGCGUCAACCUCGAGACAGACUUCGAGAAGAGCAUUGAUGAAAUCGCCAAUCAAAAGCUGCAGGGCAAUGGCGCCCUGUCGCCCCCAGAGCGUCGGCACCCGCGCCCGCGGCAUCGCAAACACAAACAGCACUCCAGGCACAGCUCCCACUCCCAUGGAGAGCAGUCACCUCCUAAUGGCUGCCUCCCGCAAAAGAAGAAAAAGAAGAAGUCUCGCCACAACCACUCACCCACCAAUGCGGUGACAUUACAUGUGAAAGGUGGAAAGAACUUGAACUUAGUGAGUAGUAGCGAGUGUCAGGUAGAGCAGGAUGCAGAGGAGGACAGUUCGGAGGAUGAAGUGCUCAAAUUUAGUGUGAAGUUACCUUUAAUUAAUGUAGUGCGGCAGAGUGGCAAGCCAUACAGUCACGAACUUAGUCAAUUAUCAACAAGAAAGAGCAAAUCCAAGGAUUCUGUGAAGGAAAGAAGGACUCAUGCUGUGACACCAUGCAGUGGAAAGCCCAGAUCUAUGUUAGAUAUUUGUAGUUCCAAAAGCAAGAAAAAAUCUAAGAAAUCGGAUAGUGGCCCCACAACCACAUAUCACAGUCAGAUUGUGGACACUAAUACUAUUAAAAUAAAAAUUAGAAGAACAAGUGUUCAUGAAACGGUGCCGCCGACCCCGACAUCGAUUGCAGACAUCGGCCAGAGGAAGUCUAAGAAGAAGCGCGCGGCGUCGCCGGUGGGCAGUGUGAGCUCGGGCGAGGAGUACGACCCGGCGCGCCCCGACACCGCCGCCGCCAUCAGCGUCGCCGCGCCCAAGCCGCGCCACCCGCCAACCAAGACGAGAAAAUCUAACUCUAAAAGUAAAACCGAAAAGACUGACAAAAGUAGGGUUAGCGGUUCGAGCAGUAAAGAAAGCGGUCCCCAGAGCGGGUGGGCGAGCUCCAUGCCGGAAGAAAUUCUCGUUAAGAUCUUCGAAUACAUAGUGGCUUCACAGGGGACUUUGCCUUCUGUUAUCAAACUGGGUAAAGUGUGCAAGGUGUGGCACGCCGUCAGCCUCCGGCCGGAGCUCUGGAAGCAGGUGGACCUGGCGCAGUACACCAGCGAGAAACACAAAACCGAUUACAGAUUAGUUUCCCUCCUCGAAAAUCGAUUAUCGCAUUGCCAGAGUCUCAAUAUCGCCCAGUGGAAGGUUUGCAACAUGUCGUGGGUGCUGGCGUGCCUGGUAGAGUACUGCCCGAACCUGGCCGAGCUCAGCGUGGCGGGCUGGAGCCGCCUCACGCCCGACCAGCUGUACGACCUCGCGCAAGGGCUGCCCAAGCUUCAGCGGUUGGAUCUCUCACUUACGUCGGAGACGGGCGGUUCGAGCACAUGUCUCUCGGCGGGGUCGAUGGCGCGCCUGGCCGCCAACUUCGGCGAGCGCUUCACACACCUCACGCUGGCCAACAACAAGUUCACGGCGCUGCCUCAGAUACUCUCCUCUAUCGCGGCGCACUGUCCGAAUCUAGAAGUGUUGGAUAUCUCGGGCGCGCGAGCUACCUCGCACCCGGCGGCAGUGCCUCUGGAGGCGUUGCAGAAGGGCUGCCCCAAGAUGAGGGUGUUCAGGGCCGCGAACUCGCAGCUAGUACUGGCCUCUACUACUACGUCGCAACAGAUGGAGUGUGUCGGGUGGACGUUGCUGGAGGAGCUGUCGAUCGCGGCGGAGGCGGCGACAGAGCGCGUGGGCGUGGGCGAGUACCGGCUCGGCGACGAGGCGCUGGCGCGGCUAGUGCGCGCCGCCACGCGCCUGCGGCUGCUCGACCUGCGCGGCCUGCACCGCCUGUCCGACUCGGGGCUGGUGCGCGUGCCGGCCUGGGACCUGCAGCACCUGUUCCUGGGCGGUUGCAACGUAACCCGCAAGAGCAACUCGUGCCUGGAGCUAAUCUGCGAGAAGUGGUCGCACAGCCUGCUCGAGCUCGACCUGUCGUGGGCGUCCGCCGAGCGCGUGCUCGACACGGCCGUCUGCGCGCUGGCCGACGCGCCGCACAGCAAGCUCAGAAUUUUAAACUUGUGCGGGUCAUCUGUAUCGUUAGAACCUGUGAAAAAGAUUCUAAUGCGGUGUCCGGACCUGGAGUCGCUGAACCUGGCGGCGUGCCGCGCCCUGCCGCGCGGCAUGAAGCGUCUCUACACUGGCAAGGAGCUGCAGGACCUCAAGGACAGCUUCGACCCCGCCAAGGCCAAAACCAAGGAAGACUCCGACAAAGAGGAUGACGACGCCCCGAGCAAAAAAGACAAAAAGUGUCAAUACGUCUCUAAAUCGGAGUCCGCCAAGUCGCCCAAUCGCGACGAUGACGAAAAGUCCGCUGCCAAAGUAGAAGCCAAGUCACCUGACAAGUCUUCCUCGAGUGUUUUCCAGGAACCUAAAAGCAUAUCCGAUACCACCGUCAUAUCUGAUAAGAAACUUACCGAAGUAUCGACGAAAUAUUCCCCAGAUUCUAAGGCGGAGUCUUCCACUAACAAAGAUGCCGUGGACACUCCCGUCCACACUCCAGAAGGCAAACAUUCUACGAGAGAGCCAACUCCGAAACUUCUCAGUCCCAUCGUACAGUCCAAACCCGAUUCCUCUUCCACUCCGAGAUCUGAUUCGGCCAAAACUGAUCUCGGCAGCCCCCACUUCAGUCCCGUGCCAAAACCCGAUAGUCAAGUGCAAAAUAGUCCCGAAGUAUUAUCAGAAUCCUUCAAAAGCAACUCCUGGAACCUGGGACAGUUUAAAACGACCCCAACACACAGAUCUGAAGCUAGUCCUCUCAAUCGCUUAGAUAGCCACAGCAGAGUGAAAGCUAGUAAAGUUAUAGAACAAUGUAGCCCAACAACGUCAUUAGAAAAUAAACUUAGUCCGGAAGUCGUGGGAGCCAAGCAGGACAUAAAGAAUCCUAAUAGUUGGAAUUAUGGCAAUUACAGUCCAAUGACCAGGCAGGAUAGUCAGUUCCCAUCUCAGAAGAGCCCAUAUUCCGCGCAACCGAGUCCGGCGCAACCCAGCCCGUACUCUGCUCAGCCUAGUCCGUACUCCACUCAACAAAGUCCAUACUCCUCCCAACCUAGUCCUUAUUCCGCCCAGCCUAGUCCUGACACCAGCCAAAUGGUGAAAUCAGACAUACCUAAAUCCGGAGCUUGGAACGCUGGCAAUUACAGCCCGAUGCCGAAGCACCACGCCCCGUUUUCGCCUCAUCCGUCGACCCACACGAGCCCGGAUCCCGGCUUAGGAGUUAAAAGUGACUCCAUAAGAAGUAAUCCCAAUAAAACACCCGGUCAAUAUAGCCCUAUGUCGCGGCAAGAUCGAUUGCACCAGAGUCCGUACUCCCCGCGACCCAGCGCGGAAAAUGUCGCUUACAACAACAAAAAGAGCCCCGGUGUUGGCGGCUACAGUCCCAUGAUGCGGGCAGACUGCCACCUACCGAGCCCUGAUGGCGGGCAAAGCUCGAGGCCGACAAUUGGCCGGACGCAGGACAUGUAUGGACGGCAAGCGGCAAAGCUGCCGGACAUGAUGGCCGGUGGUGGCACGGAGCUGGCCGGCGCGUGGGGCCUGGACAGGUUCAGCCAGCUGGGCAACCCGAGCAUGGAGUCGUUGGUGUGGGGCGCCGGCGGCUCGUACUCCGCGGAGUCGACGCACGCCGCGCCGCGCCUCGACAACAUUCCCCCCAUGCUGAACACGCCGCCCCCGCAGGCGUGGCCCGGCCUGCCCUCGUUCACCUCUAGUGCGCGGAGACCCAAUAACGAUAUGAGUGACCCGUGGACAUUAGGUCAGUUUCGUGUGGAGCCUCCUCACCAAGUGCACAAUACGUUUGUAGAACAGAACGUGUCGUUCGACUCGCUGAGUGCGCCGCACGCGCUACCGCACCUGCCGCAGAGCUACCUGGGCGAUGGCUUCUCGGGCUCGCGUCUCGAAUGACGCCCGGCCGCGCACCUCACCGCAUUCACUGCACCGUAUGUAUACACCUUGAACAAUUAUCUUGUAGAGAUUGUAUAUAAGAUUAUCUUUUUUAGAUGUAGCAUUAACAAGCGUAGGUUUGCAUUAAAAUUAUUAUUAUUAUUAUUUUGCAGCCUAUGAUAGAAAGAUGAGAGCUGAAUAUUAUAUAGUUAAUUCAUCCAUCUUAGAAGUUGGAUUAUACACUGAGCUAGAUUUUAGAGUGAUUCUUUCUUACGAUACCAAACAAUUUUCAUACCAUUUAAGAGACCAAGAUGAUAUUCUGCUUUCCUGAUGCAACAUCAUGUUUUCGUGGAGGCAAUAAGUUUUUACAAUCUGCAGGUACAGAUAUUUUGCCUUUGAUUAAUUACAUCGGAUAGCACAUCGUAGAGGAGUUAUAUAUAUAUAUGUAUAUGUAUACAUAAAUGUUACAUUGGCGUAUAUAUUGUCAAGGCCUUGUUAUUCGGGGAGCCACAUGUUUUACAAAUAUACCUCAGUAGAUUAUGAAAUAGUGAUCUUUAUAGUGAGUAUAAUACAACCGAUUAUUUGAUGCAGAGGUUUGAAUCCUCAGUUCAAACUACUACUGGCUGCAAGAGAGGGUUGUACUGAACCGUCUGAUGUAAGUAACGCGCGUUAAUAGUUAACCUUAUACUAUCAAGGCUCAGUUCCCUGAAGCUAAACAUCUUUUUGAGUUGUGUUGAACUCUAUACACUUUUGUAAACAUGCCUCUCGUUCCGCUCCUAAUAUUGCAGCGUCUGAGUACUUAUGUCGCCUCGAAAAGCAUCCAUUUGUCCCGUGAAUCUAAACAUUAUACAUAGGCUAAGUGUUGUUUCUCUCCUAUUUUCUUAAUAUUCUAUGAUUGUUGAUCAAAACUGUGUGGUACUUACCGGUCCAACUUACGCAGACACGUAUGCAUGUAGAAAUCUUUAAAAUUUCACGGGACAAAUGGCUGCUGCUUAUUAUAACUCACUUGAGGCUUCCUAUUUUCAUCAACUUGGUCUUACAAUUUUAUAUAUUUUUUAAUCUGUAACAGUAUGUACCUAUACUCGAUAACAUGCAAUAAUAAUGAACAUUCCUUUUGUAUAAAAUAUUAAACAGUCUUCAGAUUGCAAAAUAUUAUCUGUAUACAAAAAAUAUUUGUAUUAUUAUUAUGUUUUAGAUAAUUGUUUAAGUUGUUUUGUGUUACUUCUUCAAAACACCAUAUCAGAAAUUUUCUAUUUUUUAAAUAUGUAUAUCAUACUUAUUUAUGGUAGAACAUUACUCUGGUUAUAGGAAAUAGUACAAUAUCACAAAGCUCACAUUCUCAUUCUUAAUGAAGCUGUAUUGUUUGUCGAACAGAAGGUCGGAAGUGGAAAAUAAGAAAGUAUUUUAUUCGACAUACCGACAUACAGAUAAAAUUGGUCAAAUUGGUCACGCAGCGUUCUUAAAACUAUCUAAGCUGACUUUAACCUCUUGCCCAAAGAACUCCCAAUUUAACAAAGUAACUGUCAAAGUUUGGUUUUUGUAAUGGUUUCAUAAAAUGACCGCCCAUCUCAUGUUACAACGCUUUAGUGUAGCAUUCACGGCAUCGUUAGAGCAGCUAUUAGUUAUCGUAAGGUGUUUGUCACGGAUUUAUAAGAGAAACGCUAGGACAUAUCUGCAGUAAAUAAGGUUAUUAAGUGGGAUCGGGUGAGUGAUGGCCUUGUGACAAAGAACUGUCAAUCGUUCGAUUCGUUCGAUGCCUUCAUCGCAUUGAUAGGUUUAGCACGAGGAAUAAUACUUUUAGAAAAAGGCGAUUAGUUUAUCCGGCGCGCGAGAUAAGGUCGCGCCGCACGAGUGCUAUAAGUAUACAGAACAGACCUCGCUAGCCUUGAGUCAACUAAGCUGUGUUUUUAUAUCCUAGAUACUAAAAUGACAGUUCGCCUGGCCAAUUUAAUAAAAUUCUGCUUUUGAACCAAUUUUGCACUAUUCUGGACAAAUUGGAGCAAACUUCGUCAGGCGCGGCAUCGCGAAUUAAGAUGAGUCAACUGUUAAAUAACAGGUAGAUAAUUAUGUGCGUGUUAUACUAUGUAGUGUGUACUCUUCCGCUGUAUUCUCCUUGACACAUGCCAACACAUGCCAUCGCUCGCCUAAGGUAUUAGGCGAGCGAUUUCAAUUGGUCAUCACUAAUUCGCCAUAUUUUUUUAUGCUAUGAGACCUCAACACAAUAUAAUGUUUCAACCUGUCAGUAAACUACAUAAAGUAGCAUUUUCACUGACUGAAUAGGAAAUUCAACUUAGGUACUGAUGUUUGGUUCAAUGGAUUGCUAUUUUUAUUGCGGGGAUUAAACCUACUUAACUGUCACUAGUUAGGCAUGACCGCAUGAUAUUGCAUAUCGAGUUCUUCAAACGCUAUGCCACAGCAAACUCGUAUGACUUGACCGCUUGUUUACGAUUGUACGUUCACUGAAUAUGUCCAGCUCGGAAGGUGACCUAAACUGAAUAUUGUUAUAUUUGUUAUGCAUUUCGCGUGAUGAAAUUUAAUAUCUGUGUUCCGAAUAGUUCCGACUAUGGUCGAGUAUGCGUUACCUACGCCCAAUUGCCUGGCGACCCAUAUAGAAGACGGUAUUGACUAAGCCUUAUUACUAAGGCUUGAUUUGUUAACAGUUGCUGUAUUUGUUGUGUAUAUCCUUAAUGACCGCACGUGGAAGUUAGGUUAAUCCAUACUAAUAUUAUAAAUGCGAAAGUCGUCUGUCUGUCUGUGUGUUCCCUCUUCACGCUUAAACCGCUGAAUUGAUUUAGAUGAAAUUUGGCAUAGAGAUAGCUUGAGUCCCUGAGAAGGACAUAGGAUAGUUUUUAUCCCGAAAAUCAUCCCUUAAGAAAGUAAAAAGCGGGGUGGAAUUGAGAUAAUUAAUGAAGUGUCUGCUAAUUUGUGUGCAUAAUAUGCUCAAAUUGAAUAAUUGCUAUAAGAUUUUCUCCAGGCGCUAUUCUUACUCUAGCUGGGGUUACUAAGUCCACGCAGACGAAGUCGCGGGCAAAAGCUAGUACGUAAUAUGGUAAAAAUUGUUACUUAAAUACGCUAGCCUCGUGCCGCCCAAUGUACAUUACGGAGUACAUUCUGUUUCAAUAGAGUUUCGACUCGGUUUCAAUCAUGUUUCAAUAGUUCUCAUAAAAAAUUCGAACAAAUGAAAUUCAACCCAAUUAAAAACACAACUAGAUUCAAAUUUCCAUUGCAAAAUUUUUGUAUGGUGGGCGGUACGAGGCUAGGGCUCGUCCCUUAGGCUAAAGCAAUUUACACAAAGUAACUGCCAUUCGCCCUUUAGUCGGCAUACAAAUAUGAAAGCAAUAAAAUUUUGUUCAUUCAGAUUGCUAAGCAAGUAUUGUUGCGCGAAAGACUUGUUUGGCACCGCCAUAUAUACGCGCGGCGAUAGCACUAUAUAGAAGCAUAGAACUUAUUUACAUUUCUUCGCGUUACAAGAUAUAGAUGUAUAUUCUGUUUUUUUUAUUCCGUAGACUAAAAUGACAUUUCAUGUGGUACUAAGAAAUGUCAUGUCUUACACAUGAAACGUCAUUUUAGUCUACGGAAUAAAAAACAGACCUUAGUUAAUUCUAAGUACUGCCAUUACACCAGUAAUGUAUCACGUUAAUGUAGAAUUUAAUUUUUUGCCGAACAAUAAAGGUUGCCUUAUAUUCUAUUUAGAAAUACCCUUACAGGAGUUACAUGACGCCGAAAAUGUUUUCCUUUCAACAUGCAAUUUUGUAAGAUAUGUACUUUCCGCCAGUGCACAAAUAAGUAUAAUAAUCAUUUUCUGCACUUUGAUUGUAUUGCCACUGCAAUGUAUGAGCAAUCACAGCUACGCCGGUUUUGGACCCUGUGAUCAAAAUUGUGAUGUAUUUUUUACAUUUUACUCUUUUAUGCACAUACAAUCAAUUAAUUAAUGAAAUUGUAAUGCUUUGUAUUAUUUACUUUACUUUCUUAAUUUCUAUUAGUUAUCAAUUGUAAAAUAUCAUCUAUCUAUUAAUAUUAUUUUUAUCGAAAUAAAAGAAGCAUCAAGACAAUUAUUGUCGUGUUACUUAAUACGAGAUUAAUUAAACUUAAAAUCAAUGAACUUGUUUUAUAAUAAAAUAAAUAAGCCUUGUUCUAUAAGGACUGGAGACAGCCAGCGCGGUAUUUCCUUUUUAUUGUAAGUAGGCUAUAUCGUACCUAGUAAAAGUCGUAGCUUUUUUGGUCUACUAAUAGGUACCUACCCUACCUACUCAAUAUAACGACAGUUACGUCCAUAUGGCAAUGUUUAGUCUACGCCUUUUUUACAUUUCCACACGCUGCUAGUCCUCACAGGGAACUUAUUAUUUCCUAUCUGCUUCUUGGCUAUGCUAUAUACUAAAUAGGCGUCAAAUAUCGAGCGAUUUCAUACAGCUUUAUUAUUAAAAUACACGAAUAUGUCGGUUUAUGGAAAGUGUAACGUUUUAUUUUACCAACUGGUCUAUUCUACUGAAUAAUAAGUAGGUGCAUAGAGGAAAGCAGUGAAUUAGUGAAUCUUAACGUUGUAGCAAUAAGACACCACGUUUUUUGUACCGCGGUCUUGUUCGUUAAAUAAACACGACCUAGUAAAAUUAGUUUACCUAGACUUAGGAUCUUGGCAUAAUGAAGCGGGCAUUCUGCUUCUACGUCGUUUUAUUUCACAUUAUCCGUUACGCGUGAGGUGUCUCACAAUAAACCAAAAAAUGAUAAUAUUACAUUGUUUCCGUGAAAAUAGUUUUCAGAAAGCUUUUACGGCCGUAUUUGUGGUGGAUCUACGUAUCAUGUCGCCUGAUUAUUGUCUCGGCUUUUAUUCCGCCAAGUUGUUCAUAAACGCGAUAAUAUUACAAGUGUAAAAGACAAGCUGAAAAUAAUUAAUCAGUCGAGGUCGAUGAAGUAAACUACUGAAAACCCCGUUCAAAGAAUAAUAAAGGCUGCAUUUACAAACUUGCUCGCUGCGCGCCAGGAUCUUGGUUGCGUAUGUUUUAUACCUAUUUUUAUAUAUUUAUUUUUAUUCACGAAGCAAUAUGAUAAUUUUAUAUUGUAUGGGCAAAUUAUUAAGAUGUAUCGUUAUCGUCGAAUGAAAGAUCAAUUCAUAAAGUUUACAAUGUAAUAAUGAUGCAAGCCAAGUACAAAGUGCUUUUAUAAGUUAAAUUACGGUUCAUUGUAAGGUAAGGCGAGGCGCCAGAGCCCACUGGUAUUCAGGCGUGGCAGUUGCGCUACUGUUAGUAUGUAGAUAAUGUAAUUCCGCAUAUUGUAUCAUUGUAAUUAAAAUCCUGACAACCACCAAAUAUUAUUUCCACUACCCACAUUAGCCUUAUAAAUGCCUAAUGAGUAACUGAAAAAAUAUUUUAUAAUAAAUAGUUUUAUUAACUUAUUACAAAAUAAAGAAUAUUACCUAUUAUACAUAGAAUGUAUAAAAUAUAAUAUUAGGUAAAUUUUAAUGUUAAAUAAUCGUGUAGGUACAAAUAGUACCUAUGUAUAAAGUUGACUAAUAUUGUUUACUUGUAAGUUCUGUUAUGUAGAGAUUUUUGUUUGUAAUAUUGUUAAACUACUGCGUGGACUUCUUCCCAGGUGGUCCAAUUUUUUAUAACCUAACCAAUAAAAUAUCGAUGUGGUUGUACAUUUACAUUUUGAAUAGAAUGUGCUCUAUUUA
Molecule: messenger RNA, 10391 nt
Organism: Cydia strobilella
Lineage: Eukaryota; Metazoa; Arthropoda; Insecta; Lepidoptera; Tortricidae
Gene: Fbl6
Exons: 10
Coding region: 665-4744 (1359 amino acids)
Cellular component (GO): SCF ubiquitin ligase complex
Molecular function (GO): protein binding
Source: RefSeq, a predicted model, not a curated record